AUGUCCGCAAAGCAAGAAGUGAUCAGCGCAUCAGCUCAGGCACCGGUCGGCACCUUUUCGCAGGCCAUUAAGUACGGCAACACUGUCUACCUGUCCGGACAGAUCGGGUGGGAUGUGAAGACUAACCGAUUGGUGACCGAGUCGUUUGAGGCCCAAUUGGAUCAGCUGUUGAGGAAUGUGAAGAGUGUUGUUGAGGCCGCCGGCGGUUCCCUC
Molecule: messenger RNA, 213 nt
Organism: Medioppia subpectinata
Lineage: Eukaryota; Metazoa; Arthropoda; Arachnida; Sarcoptiformes; Oppiidae
Source: the annotation of a GenBank genome assembly